GAAAAAGGAGGGUAGCGAGGGCUGCGGAGCUGAGUCCGAUUAUUUCUCCCCCCCUUUCCCCUCAGCGCCGCCACCCUCGCCGCCCGCGACGAGACAUGCCCGCCGGCCGGAAGCGCCCAGCUCCAUCCCCGUUCGCCGGCUUCUCCCCCUUCGCCCGCUCCCUCCUCUUCUCCCCCGCCUCCGGCUUCUCCAGGCUGCCUCUCACCAACGCAGGCCCCGCCGCCAAACCCCAUCAAGGUAAGCUCCUGCGGUCCUGCCAACCCCCCGACCCCUCCUACCGAACGCGCCCCUCACGCCUCGUUCGCUCGCCAGACACCGCCGACAUGCCGCCGCCACCGCCCAAGCGCGCGAAGCAGGCCGAGCCCACCAGCGACGAGGAGGAGCGCCCCAGCAGCGACGCCGACGAGGAGCUCUCGGGCAGCGACGGCGACAGCGACAGCUCCCUGGAGUGCUCGAGCAGCGACGACGACGACGCGUCCCAGGAGAUGGAGACAGUGCAGGCGGACUUCGCCUUCUUCGACCCCAAGCCCACCGACUUCCACGGCGUCAGGCUGCUGCUCAAGACCUACCUCGACUCCAAGCCCUGGGACCUCACCGGCUUCGUCGACCUCGUCCUGGAGCAAACCACCGUCGGCACCGUUGUCAAGAUGGCCGAGGACGAGGAUGAGGAUGGGGAAGCAAAUGGGGGUGACAAGAGCGACACGGGCGACGACGAUGAGGACCUGUUCGGUCUCAUUACCGUGCUCAAUUUGGGAAGAUACGGGGAGAACCGCUGCAUCAAGGAUCUUAAGGAGUAUCUGCUUGCUGUUUGCGGCGACAAGGACACCAAGAAGAAGCUCAAGUCGCUGCUGGAAGACAAGGCGUCUACAGUCGGCCUGCUGGUCUGUCGCCGAUUUGUGAAUUUCCCGUAUGAAAUGGUCCCUAAGAUGUAUGAUUCUCUCUUUGACGAGGUUGCCUGGGCGACAGAAGAUGAGCCAACACAAGAACUCCAGGACUCCUUCCGAUUCAAGCAGUACCUGUUGCUUGUGAGAAUCUUGGAGAGAAAAACUCCUCCAAAGCAGAAAGCAAAGAACAGCAAAGAUGAGGAUGAACCUGUUAUCUAUCCGAAGUUGGAGGACGAAAUUUUCCGUGAGCUUAGUUCGUGGUCUUUCACUUUCCCAAUUCGUGCCGAACAGUCAGCUCAGCAGGAGCUGAAGAACUACAAGGAGAUGGGCUUGGUGAUGUGCGUUAAAGCCGAAGCGAUUCCGAAGUUCCGCAAGAAGCUGGAGGCCUUGGUAUCUGAAUAGCAGGUCUCUUUGCUGAUAAGAGAAGUAGGCCCAGGUGGUGGAAUUUCGCUGCUGUCCGCAUAGCAAGAACCAGUCGCUUUUUUCACGCUGUUAGUAGCGCCGUUAGGUGCAAAUGUGCAAUCAUCACUGCCGAUGCGAUGAGGUUGAUCUCUACUAGCAAGGAAUCGUUUAUCGACUAGUCCACCUUUUUUCAUGUAGUGCUACAGGAUAUUCUUUCAUGGAGGGUGAAGGCAUGAUUUUUCUGAA
Molecule: messenger RNA, 1532 nt
Organism: Triticum aestivum (bread wheat)
Lineage: Eukaryota; Viridiplantae; Streptophyta; Magnoliopsida; Poales; Poaceae
Product: protein BCCIP homolog
Exons: 7
Coding region: 96-1286 (396 amino acids)
Cellular component (GO): nucleus
Source: RefSeq, a predicted model, not a curated record